UAGACGACACUUCCCUAGGCCACAAACGGAAACGGCGUCACUUAGUGGCCAAUCGCACGGUUAAACCCUCACUCUGCACCCCUAGCCGUCACUACCACACCUGCGACUACACAGUGAACUCUGAACCGCGGAAAGGCUCGAGCCUUUCAAUAUCAUCGCCGGACAUCUGAUCCGUGUGGAAAAAGAACGUCGUGAAACCGAUUUCGUCAGCGAAACGAAGACGUUAGGACUCUGUCUGUUUUCGCUGUUUAUUCUCCUUGAGGGUCUUUUUUUUUUUUUUUUUUCCCCUUUAAAUAUAGAUAUAUUUUUUCUUCCAAUGGCUUCGGAGGAUGUGAAGAGCGAAUCAGCGGUGUCGACGAUCGUGAAUUUGGCGGAGGAGGCGAAACUGGCUAGAGAGGGUGUGAGAGCUCCGAGCUAUGCUGUUCUCAGUAUUUGCAAGUCUCUGGUCGCUGGUGGGGUCGCUGGAGGCGUGUCACGCACAGCUGUUGCUCCCUUGGAAAGAUUGAAAAUACUGCUCCAGGUUCAGAAUCCCCAUAACAUAAAAUACAAUGGAACAAUUCAAGGGUUGAAAUAUAUAUGGAGAGCUGAGGGUUUUCGUGGACUGUUCAAAGGAAAUGGUACUAACUGUGCACGUAUUGUUCCGAAUUCUGCAGUCAAAUUCUUCAGCUAUGAACAGGCUUCAAAGGGAAUCUUGCGUCUAUAUCAGCAAAAAACUGGCAAUGAAGAUGCUCAGCUCACUCCUCUCUUACGUCUUGGGGCUGGGGCAUGUGCUGGAAUAAUUGCCAUGUCUGCAACUUACCCAAUGGACUUGGUACGAGGCAGGUUAACUGUACAGACAGAGAAUUCUCCUUAUCGGUACAGAGGAAUAUUCCAUGCUCUAUCAACUGUACUCCGGGAAGAAGGCCCACGGGCUUUAUAUAAGGGCUGGCUUCCUUCUGUUAUUGGAGUUAUUCCAUAUGUGGGUCUGAACUUUUCUGUGUAUGAAUCUCUAAAGGAUUUUUUAAUUCAAACUAAACCAUUUGGACUGGUUGAAGACAACGAGUUGAGUGUGACAACACGGCUGGCGUGUGGAGCUGCUGCUGGAACUGUUGGACAAACGGUUGCGUAUCCUCUUGAUGUCAUACGUAGACGAAUGCAGAUGGUGGGAUGGAAUAAUGCUGCUUCUGUUGUUACUGGUGAUGGAAGGAACAAGGCCCCACUUGAAUAUACUGGUAUGAUUGAUGCAUUCAGGAAAACCGUUCGACAUGAGGGCUUUGGGGCAUUGUACAAGGGUUUGGUCCCCAAUUCUGUGAAGGUAGUUCCAUCUAUAGCAAUUGCAUUUGUGACAUACGAGGUGGUGAAGGACAUUCUGGGAGUUGAGAUCAGAAUAUCAGACUGAAGUGUGAUAAUUAUUGAAGAAAUAUUCUCUUUAUUGUAGAAAUUUUCUGUUGCGUAGAGCAAGACAAAGGCAUCAUAAAAAAUCUUUGAUGUUGGAGAAUAGGCUGCUGCUGAGGAAUACAUUAUCAGCAUCUUGAUACUGGAUGACAAGAAAGACGGAGCUUUUGUUUGUAACUGAGACUAUUGUAUAUUCUGGAGGUCUGUAAAAGACAUCCAGUAACAGUAUCUGGAAUCAGGUGUCGUCGUUCGAAACCAAGAGCUCUAGCUACUACUCAUAUUUCUUCCCCCACCUUUGGGUGAGUUAUCUUGAUAUGCAAGCUUUGGCUUCAUGGC
This is a messenger RNA of Juglans microcarpa x Juglans regia, 1710 nucleotides long. RefSeq names its product mitochondrial adenine nucleotide transporter ADNT1. The record is from RefSeq and is a predicted model, not a curated record. Gene Ontology annotation, biological process: transmembrane transport. Bases 317 to 1378 code for a protein of 353 amino acids. The transcript has 9 exons. Lineage: Eukaryota; Viridiplantae; Streptophyta; Magnoliopsida; Fagales; Juglandaceae.